CUUUAUACAAACGGAUCAUUCAUUCAUACUAAUACUAGAUCUAUCAAUCAUGCUGAGGUUGCCGAUUAUUGCAACAUCAAUUAAAAUAAUGCCAAAGUUGGCUAUAAUCCUUUAGUAGUUUUCUAAAUGGAUCUCAAUAAAAUUACAAGUUACAAUGAUAACACAGCUAAACAAUAUUCCAAUAAUGACUCAGGCAGUAGCAACAUUGAAGAGCAGACAGAUGAGAUUACAGUAUUAAAAUCAGUGUACAACUCAGAUGCAGAUGAAAAAGUCAAACUUAUUUCAGAAUUGGAAAAGGAAAAUCUUGGAUUGUUCAAAAUUAUUGUGAAAGUAUGCCCAAAGGCAGAAACUGAAAAGAUCCACAUUGAUGUUGUACUGCCCAUUGAAGAAGAAACACAAUAUGGAGCCACAGCUGCUGGUUGGGAAGCUCCACCCACUACAUUGAAAAACCUCCCACUUAACAGAUCUACCUCAGGUCACAGAUGGCAAGGCUCGUUUGAUGUGAAGUAUUUAUCUCCUCUGUACCUGGACAUCACCUUCCCACCCACCUACCCAUCAAGUGACCCCCCAUCUUACCAGCUGUCAUGUCCAUGGCUGACCAGCACACAGCUUGAAUGUACUGGUCAAAUGCUGGACAAUCUUUGGCAAGAGGGGAAGCCAAUGGUUAUUGUAUUCACAUGGAUUGAUUGGCUGGAAAAUAAUAUGCUCAGUUAUUUGGGGAUCACUGAUAAUCUAGUUUUGCAUUUGUCGUCUUCACUUCCUGAUGAUUGUGAGGUGCAGAAUUCAGCAAGUGAUGACCUAGGGGAAGUGAUUGCUCAAAUCAUCAGGUACAACCAAGAGCAGAUGAGACUUGAGUUCUGUCAGUCAAUGCAGGAGUGUCCUGUCUGCCUGAUGGAGAAACCUGGCAUCCAUUUCCACAAACUCCAGGAGUGUCAGCAUUUCUUCUGUACAGAUUGUAUGAGGGAGUUUUGUGACUUGCAUGUUAGAGAUGGCACUGUCGAGGCUUUGAAGUGUCCAGACAUCAAAUGUAACACAAUUCUACCACCAUCUAUUGUCCAGGCUGUUUUAGGACCAGAAGCUUACAACAGAUGGGAGGAGUUGUUGUUGCAGAAAACACUGGAUGCUAUGGCUGAUACUGACUACUGCCCACGCUGCAACAGUUUGGUCAUAGCAGAAGCAGAAGAGAGUCUCCAUCUUGCUCACUGCACUGUUUGUCUGUUUUCUUUUUGUACUGAGUGCAGGAGAUGUUGGCAUCAGGGCCGUCCCUGCACAUCUGAUGAGGAACAGCUGAGGGCUAUAGAAGAGCAGGUCAAUAGGAAAGGUCUGAGUGCAGCUGAACAUGAAAAGUUUGUUGAAAUGAAGAGAAAACUUCAAGAAGAAAUCGACAACAAAAUCUUUGUUAAGGCAAAAACACAGUUCUGCCCUAGUUGUAAAAUUGCUAUUGAAAAAACUGCAGGGUGCAAUAAAAUGACAUGCAAAUGUGGCACUUUUUUUUUGUUGGCUGUGUGCCAAAGAAAUUAAAGGCUACAACCAUUUCCAAGAUGGACAGUGCUAUUUAUUUCCUCCUGCACCCAAUGAUGCCCCCCUCCAUCCAUUGAGAAGACUGCCACCUGAUGAGUUGAUCCAGAUUCAGGCCCAGCUAGAACUGAACCCUGACCUAGCAGCCAACAGGUGCCAGUGCCCUGGGUGCAAACAGGUCAACUUGAAGAAAACUGACCACAACAACCACAUCAAGUGCUGGAACUGCAAGAGCAACUUUUGUUUUCUAUGUAAACAGCUGAUCAGGGGUGCCAUAAUGGCCCAUUUUAUGGGGCCAUGUGUUCAACACUCCUAGCACAGGCUGUUCUCUAGAGCUGCAUGUUUAUGUUGUUGUAAAUGUUUGUUAGGGCAAGUGAGAAAAGAUAGGACAUUUCACAAUGUUCAGGUUAAAACUGUCAGACAGGCUUUAGGUUGGUAUGGCCGAAGGGCAGUAAAAGUGGAUACCCCAGUAUGCUAAAACAAAGAAUGAAAAAGGGAAGAAGAGCUCUUAAAAUAACAUCAAGCUUAUGGAGGAGGCCAAAACUUAUAUGGGGUAGCUGCCCUUUAUGUGUAGAUUUUUAAUCAAGCACAAAUAAAUAAUGUUAAUAUUGUUUUAGUUAAUGAUUUCAUGAAAUGUUUUAAGCUUUAAUGUCUAUGCUCACACUUACCUUUAUGAUACUCAUAUAGAUUUGUUACACAUUUUGUGACAAGAAAUGCUGUAUCUAUGUUAACUAUUCUAAUUUACUCUUAACAUUUUUACUCAUUCAUUAAUAUGUUAUAUGUAGGAAUAGUGAUAAUUAUGCUACUUUAUUUCAUUGUCUCUCUUUGUACACUAAAUUAU
Physella acuta is the source of this 2359-nucleotide messenger RNA. RefSeq names its product E3 ubiquitin-protein ligase RNF14. Gene Ontology annotation, biological process: protein ubiquitination. Lineage: Eukaryota; Metazoa; Mollusca; Gastropoda; Physidae. The record is from RefSeq and is a predicted model, not a curated record. Gene Ontology annotation, molecular function: protein binding; zinc ion binding; ubiquitin-protein transferase activity.